AUGACCAGUGCCCAUGAAUCUUUACCUGAGCUGCAGCUUUCCUGCUUCCUGCGCGUUUACGCUGGCAGCCACCAGCCUUUUGCAGGUGGCGAACUUCUUCUGGAACCCGUGGCUCUGCCGCCUGGAGGUGAGGAGGAACCUGAAAUGGACGUUCCGGAAGUGAAGCGUUGCACCGUCGAGACGCAGACGGAGGCACCAGAAAUGCCAAAGGACGUCAAGCCACCGGCUGUGCUUGGGGCAUCAGGCGGAGAGCGCCGAGGCUCGAAGGCAGAGACGACCCCACCCAAAGCCUACAAGAUGGAGGGCGAAGCGGUCUUCGCUGACGAGAUCCAGCUUGCCCAUGGCGGCGACUACCUCGAAGAGGCCCCGGCAACCCCACCAGCGGCCGAAGUGCAGGAGGCGACGCCGAGCUCCCUGCCACUUGUGUCACAGCUGGUGCGCGAGCUGAUGCAAAUGCAGACUCGAAGCAUGGACGUAUGA
Symbiodinium sp. CCMP2592 is the source of this 480-nucleotide messenger RNA. NCBI's taxonomy places the organism in Eukaryota, Dinophyceae, Suessiales, Symbiodiniaceae. The record is from the annotation of a GenBank genome assembly.